AUGGCACGAAUCACGACAUCGCUGCUCCUCGCAGCGCGGAACGAGGAAGGCGAAUACAUAGCCAAGGCGUCGCACGAGAUAGCGCGGAUUCCACCACAGGGAUUCGGGCUCGCAAUCCAGAUCACAGUCUACGUACUGGCGGUUCUCUGCACGAUUCUCAUCUGCUUGAGAGUGUAUGCUCGAUCGUUCCUGGUCGGGAGGAAUUUAAUGCAGAUGGGUUGGGACGAUUAUCUAGCUAUCGCUGGCUACAUUCCCUUUAUCCCCUCUGGCGUUUUUGCCAUCAUUGGCGUACAGUAUGGUCUUGGCGCGUGGGAUUGGCAGAUCCCCGAAGGCCAGCUUGAACUGUACCAGGCGCGGACCAAGGAGAACAUGGUGUAUUUCGAACUCAUCUACUUUGGCGCCUCGCUCAUGACCAAGCUGUCCAUGGCCCUCAUGAUUCUUCGCCUGAGCACCGAGAAGAAAUACUCGUACAUUAUCUGGGGCAGUCUCGCCAUGAUGGGCGCUAUUGCUGUGGGAUGCCUGGGUGUUAUGUUUGGAAACUGUCAGCCCUUCCAGGCCACGUGGAACGAGAAGCUUGGCCACUGUCACUGGCCCAACUCGCAGGGAUGGGUCAACUUGAGCUACUUCGGUGCUGCCGGCCUGGCCGCUGUUGACUGGACCUGUGCCAUCACGCCCUUCUUCAUUCUCCAGGGUCUUCAGAUGCCGCCGCGCAGGAAGAUAUCGGUACAGAUCAUUCUUGGGCUUGGCCUGAUUGGAAGUGUAGCCGGUGUUGUGCGCAUCCCGUUCUUUGCGUACUACGAUACAGAGAAGUAUCCCGACAACACCUUAUACUUUUUCGGGCACACUAUCAUCUGGACCAUUUACGAGGCGGGCCUGGGCAUCAUGGCAUGCUCUCUGCCUCCUUUGCGGGCGCUGUUCUCGAAGUUCUACCACGGCUCUUCAGGGCCCAUCUCCAAGAACCCAGGAGAUGGAGCCGGUCGAAUGGGAGUGAGUGCUUUUCCUAUAUUUUCAUAUCUCUUGCUCUCACCAGCCGGCCCCGCUAUCAGGGCCCGAACUGCAUCCCCGACUAACGUGUUCCCAACCACAUCUAGAGCUCCCACUUAGGCAAUCACGGUGCCUCCAGUGGCCACAACAGCAGAAGCGAUCCGAUGCGCAGCAAGGGCAGCACAUGGGACCGGCUGGACGACGACGACGACGAUGGGCUCGCGUACAAUGACGGCGCGAGCACGCAGGGGAUUGUGCGGCUCACCGAGAUCCGCGUCGACACGACCUAUGCGUCGGCAUCACGGGAUAAUAAGGGCAGUCAAGCACAUACUGUGAAUGCUCGGGCGAUAUGAUUGAUGCCACAGAGCAUAUUUGUGGCGGGAUGGGAGGACAUCGAUGUCUUGGAUACCCGACUCCUAUUCGAAAAGCAG
Molecule: messenger RNA, 1415 nt
Organism: Microdochium trichocladiopsis
Lineage: Eukaryota; Fungi; Ascomycota; Sordariomycetes; Xylariales; Microdochiaceae
Exons: 4
Coding region: 1-1104 (367 amino acids)
Source: RefSeq, a predicted model, not a curated record